This is a messenger RNA of Zootoca vivipara (common lizard), 693 nucleotides long. Lineage: Eukaryota; Metazoa; Chordata; Lepidosauria; Squamata; Lacertidae. The record is from RefSeq and is a predicted model, not a curated record.
AUGGCUGGUGGCAAGGUUGCCACUCUGAUCAUGGACAAUGGCUAUGGAAUGUGCAAAAUGAGAUUUGUGGAAGAUGACAAUUCCCAGGCAGUCUUCUCCACCAUUAUGAGAUGGCUCAGGCACCAGAGGAUCAUUGUGGGGAUGAGCCAGAAGGACAGUUACAUGGGGAACAAGGCACAGAAGAAGACGGAUUUCCUCACCCUAAAGUACCCCAUUGAACAUGGCAUCAUCAUCAUAUGGCAGGGAGAUCAUCACCCCACCUCUUACGAGUUGUGGGUGGCUGCCAAGGAAUACCCGGUCUUGCUAACCGAAGCCCUCCUGAACCUGAAGGCCAACUGGGAGAAGAUGAUGCAGAUCAUGUUUGAGACCUUCAACAUGCUGGCCAUGUACACUUUGACACAUGCCAUCCUGUGCCUUGACCUGGCCAGUUGCAUCCUGACUGGGCACAUCAUGAAUAUCCUGAUCAAGUGGGGCUAUAGCUUCACUACCAUGACUGAGACGGCAGGACAUCAAGGGGGCCUGGACUUCAAGCAGAUGAUGGUCACAGCCUCCUUGUCGUCCUCCCUGGAGAAGAGCUAUGAGCUGCCUGACAGGCAGGUGAUCACCAUUGGCAGGAAGUGCUUCCAGUGCCCCAAGGUCCUCUUCCAGCACUCCUCCCUGGACAUGGAGUUAUGUGGCAUCGACUUGGUGUGA